Molecule: messenger RNA, 2497 nt
Organism: Macadamia integrifolia
Lineage: Eukaryota; Viridiplantae; Streptophyta; Magnoliopsida; Proteales; Proteaceae
Product: E3 ubiquitin-protein ligase ORTHRUS 2-like
Exons: 9
Coding region: 113-2260 (715 amino acids)
Biological process (GO): negative regulation of gene expression via chromosomal CpG island methylation; protein ubiquitination
Molecular function (GO): metal ion binding; ubiquitin protein ligase activity
Source: RefSeq, a predicted model, not a curated record
UUCCCUUUAAAAACCCAUAGGUCUCCCACAUCCCCAACCGUAAGACGAUCUCCAAUCUGUCUCUGCGUCUGGUUAUUUGCCGUCUCUCUCUUCUCUUAGUUUUGCUUCAACAAUGGCAGAAACGCAGCGUCGACAACUCCCUUGCGAUGCAGGAGGAACUUGCAUGUUAUGCGAGAAAGUGCCUGCAGAUGAUGAUAAACUCAUCUGCAACACUUGCGCCACUCCGUGGCAUCUCAGUUGCCUAUGGUUUCGUCCUGAAACCCUAGGCUUUGUUUUGCAAUGGGACUGUCCGGACUGUGUUCCGGCGGCCGGCGAUGUUCCGGCACCACCGGUUGUUGGCGUUUCUUCGGUAUCAGGCGCGUCUGGAACUUCCGGCGAGUUGAUCGCGGCGAUUCGCGCCAUUGAAGCCGACGUUUCUCUGUCGGAGCAGGAAAAGGCGAGGAAACGGCAGCAACUGCUGUCUAAAAGCUCGCCGGAUCUGGACGACGGAAAGUCGAAGAAGAACGAGAGUAACGGAGAGAAGGAUGUACUCGGCAUCCUCGAUGAAAGUUUGAACUGCUCAAUCUGUAUGCAGUUGCUCGAGAGACCUGUUACGACACCUUGUGGCCACAAUUUCUGCUUGAAGUGCUUUCAGAAAUGGGUCGGGCAGGGGAAGCGUACCUGUGCAAAGUGCCGACACACCAUUCCCGACAAGGUUGCGAGUCAACCUCGUAUCAAUUCGGUACUUGUUGUUGCCAUCCGUAUGGCCAAAUUGCCAAUUUUGACUGAUCAAAGAGGACCAUUGAAAGCCUACCAUUUUAUACACAACCAGAACCGACCUGACAAAGCAUUUACUACAGAGCGGGCUAAGAAGCCGGGAAAGGCUAAUGCUUGUAGUGGGAAGAUCUUUGUUACGGUCCCGCCGGAUCAUUUCGGGCCAAUCCUUGCGGAGAAUGACCCAGUGAGAAAGCAGGGUGUGUUGGUUGGGGAGUCUUGGGAGGACCGCAUGGAAUGCAGGCAAUGGGGGACCCAUCUUCCACAUGUUGCUGGUAUUGCAGGUCAAAAGGAAUAUGGUGCUCAGUCAGUAGCAUUGUCUGGUGGCUAUGAGGAUGACGAGGACAAUGGCGAGUGGUUUCUCUACACAGGGAGCGGUGGUAGGGACCUGAGUGGGAAUAAGCGCACAAAUAAGCUGCAAUCAUUUGAUCAAGAGUUCACAAAUAUGAAUGCGGCUCUUCGUGUAAGCUGUAAAAAAGGAUACCCGGUUCGAGUUGUGAGGUCUCACAAGGAGGCCCGCUCUUCUUAUGCCCCAGAAACUGGGGUGCGAUAUGAUGGUAUUUACAGGAUUGAGAAAUGUUGGCGUAAAGUUGGAAUUCAGGGUAAGAAGGUCUGCAGAUAUCUGUUUGUUAGAUGUGACAAUGAACCUGCUCCGUGGACGAGUGAUGAGCAUGGAGACCGCCCAAGAUCUCUUCCUGCUAUUCCGGAGCUUAUAAGUGUUACGGAAAUCACAGAAAGGAAAGAAAGCCCGCAUUGGGAUUAUGAUGAGGAGGAUGGUAGUUGGAAAUGGAAGAAACCACCACCACGCAGCAGAAAAGAACGAGUGGCUACUGGAAAUUUGGGUGAGAGAAAGAGGAUCAGGGAAGCAAAGAGAAUGAAUGCUCAGGACAGGCUUCUGAAAGAAUUUAGCUGCCUGAUAUGUCGGAAUGUGAUGACUCUUCCCCUUACAACUCCUUGUGGUCAUAAUUUUUGCAAGCCUUGUUUGGAGAAUGCCUUUACUGGUCAGACUUUUGUGAGGGAGAGGACAUGUCAGGGUAGACGGACACUUAGGGCACAGAAGAAUGUCAUGAAAUGCCCAUCUUGCUCAAAUGACAUUUCUGACUUCCUUCAAAACCCACAGGUCAAUAGAGAUGUGAUGGAUGUGAUAGGGAGGCUCAAAACUAAGAGUGAGGAGGAGGCAUCAAAAAAUGACGAGGAAUUGAGUGAUGACACUGAUGAAAAAUCUAAUGGUGUUAACGAGUCACCUGAUGCUGCAGAAGGUGCACAAGAACUGAAAUGCACUGACGAGUUUGGUGCAUUAACAGAUGUCAAAGAAGAUUUGCAGGCUCCUGGGGUUGGGGGAAACCCCAAGCGAAGGAAGGCUGAUAAUGCUGAGGAUAGCAUCGUGAGUCAGGAUGUUGGGGUGAGGGCCGAGGGAAGGAAAGCUAGGGAGGUGACAGAUGAAGGAGAUAACUCACCAUCAAGUCCUCUUCAUGUUGGAUCUGAUGGUGAUGACGACUUUGUAUAAUGCUUCGCCUUUAUGGGUGGAAACCGGAAACUUAAGAACUCUGUGUAUGCUAGGAACUGUUCUCAGCUGCCAAUGAUGGUUUUUUUUUUUCUUUUGUGGGUAGGGGUGUAAUGGCCAAUGAAGUUAUUACGUGAGAAGAUUGAAGAGGUUUUGCUACCACUGGAAUUUUGUACAGAGUAGGCUUUUUUGGUAACUUUUUCAUUAACUUUUUCAUAUAGCAUAUAGUAAUUGUCAUCU